Messenger RNA from Laccaria bicolor S238N-H82, 918 nucleotides. RefSeq lists its product as uncharacterized. Lineage: Eukaryota; Fungi; Basidiomycota; Agaricomycetes; Agaricales; Hydnangiaceae. Bases 1 to 918 code for a protein of 305 amino acids. The transcript is spliced from 3 exons. The record is from RefSeq and is a predicted model, not a curated record.
AUGACGAAACUCACUGACAAUGGAGCGCCCGAGAGCACCCCAUUGCCAGCCAGCCUUGCCAUCGACGAACUAUUUGCCCGACUUGAUAUUGGUCCCCAAACCGCCCGCACCAUUCUUCGCGCCCUCCUCACCACUGCGUAUAGCGACACCCCUGCCCCUGUCUCGGAUUUUCGUGGGGAUGCAUUGGAAGUCCUCGGUUUCGGGGCUAGCGAUCCAAACUACGCGUCUGAUGAUGAAGAAAUCGUGGUCGUUGAUCCCACCACCUCCCCCGCCGCUUCUCCCACUUCUUCCGCUACUCUUCGCCCUGCUUCACCGGCGGACUUGGUUAACAGCAUCCGUUCUAUCGCCACGGAUUCUGCUCCUGCAGUCGCACCUGUAGUCGUUGCUCCUGUUGCAUCCGCAGUCGCCCUGGCGUCUGCGGAUGUCCUUGCAUCCGUAGAUUUAUCUGUACCCGCAGCUACUCAUGCAGCCGCAAGACCCGCUGCCCCAGUUCCUUCCUCGGCUAUUACUGCCACUGCAAACAAUGCUGCGCCCGUCGCUUCUGCCACUGACACCGCAUCUGCAGCUACCCCAAAUGCUACAAACUCCCCUCCCCUAGGAACACUCACCGCUUCGACCGCCUUGCUUUAUUUGCCCAACUACGUUUUGCCCUACAACGCGCCCAAGAACGCCAUUCUUCCACCACCUUCUUUGGUCACCCCCGUCUACGGUUAUCAUGUCCCAGGCCCCAACGAGUCAGGGCCUUUCUACAUGGCUAGUCGUGGCCGAAACAUCGGAAUAUUCAGCGGCUGGGAGAUCCUUUCCCCUUUCGUAACAGGCGUCUCGCACUCAGCCUUUUCCAAGGUUUCGGGCAUCCAGGAGGGACAUGCCAGGAUGGCUGUGGCAAUCAAUGCUGGCUUUGCAACUUAUUUGACUUAG